Molecule: messenger RNA, 1635 nt
Organism: Mesorhabditis spiculigera
Lineage: Eukaryota; Metazoa; Nematoda; Chromadorea; Rhabditida; Rhabditidae
Source: the annotation of a GenBank genome assembly
AUGGCUGUGCUCUACCAACUUGCUGGGCUCUUCUUCUUACUGCUCGUCGCAUAUGAGCUAUUCGCCAUCGCAUCGGUUUUGUUUGCGAUUUUUAAAGGCAAAUUCUGCCAACAAAAAAGCCCGAUCUACAUCAUCGCCGCCUCCAACCUCCUCGCCGACUUUGGCAUGCUCACACUGCAUUUAGUAUAUUUUGUGCCGAGCUUAUUAUUCGAGUCAUACAUAUUCCCAAAAGGCAUCAACGACAAUCUUACCAUAUUUAUCUCCUCACUCUUCAUGUUUUUCUGGUAUCAACUGUCGUUUAGCCAGAUUUUGAUGGCCGUGAAUAGAUUGGUUGUGAUGUGUUUUAGCAACGUGAAUGUAUUCACAAGAAGAAAUACCUUGAUAUUUGCCAUCUCGACGUACAGUAUCGCCGCCGUCUUAGCCAUACUUUCUCAAUAUGUUUUACCAUGUUGCAGAUUCUCCUUCGAUUACUUCGUUUUUUCGUAUCGUUACAUUACGAUAGACGGGCUGAUGAAUUAUCCGAACACCUUUAUCGAUAUGCCGUUGAACGCAUUGAGCACGACAGUUUGUGGCUGUUGCUAUUUUGCGAUUGUUCUCUGGAUCUUCUCGAUCAACGCCAAAAAGGGCCAAGGUGCCGCUCACUCACACGAGACAAAACUUGAAAUUAAGUAUGCCAAACAAUUCUUCAUCAUCACCAUUUUCUACAUGAACGCGUGGACCAGUUUUCGGUAUCUACCCGUGCUAAUUGGCGGAUCGAAUCUCUAUCUGUACUCUUUUUGCUCGCUAAAUGCCAUGUUGAGCUUUGGCGCCAACGGGCUUGUCUACUACCACACAAAUUCUGAGAUUAAAAAAGCGCUGAAUAAACGCGUCUCGACCACCGCAGAUUCGAGUAGCGGCAAGGGCGAGUCUCAGAAGCGGAAUUCGAACGUGACCCGGGAUUCAGAUCUUCCUAGGGCUAAUCAAACUAACGUUCGCAUUGUUCAAAAUAUACAGGUAUCCGACCCCGAAUCCCAUAAAAUCGUCAAAUAUCAAAAACUAUUCUGCCCACGUGAUGGACCUUGUAACUUGGUCCGCCCGUUUGUUAACUUUAUAAGUCGACAAAUGGAUAAAAAGUGGAUAAAUUAUGUUUUGGUUCGAGACCCGCUAGAGCGCUUCAUUUCCGGAUUUGUGCACAAAUGCUUGAGGAGUUCCGCGCGAGGCCAAAAUUGCUAUCAAUGUGAUGACAAUAUCACCUGCCUAAUGGAAAAUCAGUACAAAAGCCUCAAAAAGAUCUCCGACACCGGCAUCGUGCCCUACCUACAUACGGUGGAGGACUCCCACUUUGCGCCGCAAAAUUGGAAUUGCGAGCUCCAAGCUCACUACAACGAUUACAAGAUCUUCAAAUAUUCACAUGAAAAUAUUGGAGCAAUCUUGGAGUCGGUUUUCGAAGAUUUUGCGAAUGCCAGCGUGCCAGUAGAUGUGAUAAAUGAUAUAAGGCAGCAGAUUACUGGAAAGAAGUCCUACCAUGCUACCUACGAUUCUGAUGACGUCGUAAAGUACCGGAAAAUGGUCCAAGAAACUCCGUACCUGCGUGAAUUGCUGGUGAAAAUGUUUUAUCACGAUUAUGUGCUUUUUGAUUAUCCCCUGCCGGAAUUG